Molecule: messenger RNA, 1021 nt
Organism: Salvelinus fontinalis (brook trout)
Lineage: Eukaryota; Metazoa; Chordata; Actinopteri; Salmoniformes; Salmonidae
Product: ADAMTS-like protein 5
Exons: 5
Biological process (GO): extracellular matrix organization
Cellular component (GO): extracellular matrix
Molecular function (GO): metalloendopeptidase activity
Source: RefSeq, a predicted model, not a curated record
CUGCUCUGUUUUUCAGGUGGUAUCUCGGGGUGCUGUAUUUGGUUUUCAGGUGGUAUCUCGGGGUGCUGUAUUUGGUUUUCAGGUGGUAUCUCAGGGUGCUGUAUUUGGUUUUCAGGUGGUAUCUCGGUGUGCUGUAUUUGGUUUUCAGCCUUGAUUUUUUUUGUUGCUUUGUCUGUUAUGUGUGUCUGGUUUUAUGUUCAUUGUCUCUGUGUUGUCUUUUUCUGUGUUGUCUGAACGUUGCCUGUAAGUUAUAUGAACGUUGCCUGUGUGUUGUCUGAACGUUGCCUAUGUGUUUUCUGUGUUGUGCAGACACCGGGCUGUGACCUGAUCCUGGGCUCGGACCAGCAGGAGGAUGCCUGUAUGGUGUGUGGAGGACAGAACUCCACCUGUCUACACCACAGGAGUGUGUACCAGAAUGCACAGGGAGCAGCGGGUCCGUUUGGGUACAAUGAGGUGACCAUGAUCCCAGCUGGAGCUACUCACAUCCGUGUCACCGAUAACAGCAGAAACUAUCUGGCGCUCCAGAACGGGCGUUCCCAGUUUGUCAUUAAUGGGAACUGGAAGAUCAGUGUUCCUGGGGAGUACAGCGUGGCGGGAACCAAGCUCCUGUACAAGCGCUCUGUGGACACCUGGGAAAGCUUUGAGGUCCCUGGACCCACUAUGGAGGACCUGCACGUCAUGGUGUUGGUGACAGACAGGAACCCGGGGAUAGAAUACGAGUAUUGGCUCCCUCCAGACCGCUAUGCUCUGUUCCAUGGCAGGAGGAGUCAGCUACGCCAGCCUCACCACACUGCUAGCUACAUCCCCUGGGAUCACCCCACCACUGCUACUACCACUACUACUACUAGGCCUCCCCCUGUUACCACAAGACCCUACUGGGCUCCUCCAGGUGGCUGGCCCAUCAAGUCCCCUCGCCACCCAGCUCGACAACCCCCUCAACAGCCCCACCGCCCACCUGUCCUUCCCCGCCUAGAGAGGGACGAGACCAGAAGGAACCGACUACCCCAACCACCCCGAGGAG